UCCGCACGCGUACUUCGUUUCAGCGCGUGGCCAAAUACAAUUCUACACUAAACCUCAAUUCUGAUUGCCGGUCAAGAAGUCUAUAUUGUUCUGAACGCGGGCGGCACAUACGCAUGUUAUAUUACUGCGCUCGCUCGGCUAUGUCCAGCAGCCCCUAAGUCUCUUUAAUUUAAUCAUAUGCUAUUGCAAUGUCUCACAUAACUCAUUUGGGCAUCGAGGAGCCUUCCGGCGACCCUCGCGUUGUUUGCUGCGGAGCUCGGGCGCCGGCGAACACGAGCGAUGGCCUGCGAUGCCGAUGGGGCGACUCUGGCGUCGAGGUUCCAGCGCGAGCGGACGCGGGCGGCGAGGUCUCGUGUUGCGUCCCACCGCUGGAGAAGCUGGAUGCGGACGUGGAGGCCAGCCGGGGCGUGCACAUGCAGGUAAUGCACAACGACACGCUGCUGCAUGAGGACACGGUGCCCCUGGAGACCGUGCAGCUGCUGAGGGCGCGCAAGGGCGCUCGGCCCACUGCGGAUGGCUUCAUCACGACGCCGGCGGGCGUGGUGGAGCCAAUGGUGGCGGGCAGCAGCAGCGCCGCGGUGGCAGCAGCUGUCGCCCCGGAGAUAGAAAUCAAGCUGGCGGCGGCGGACGGCGCGGGCGACGGCAAGACGGCGGGCGGCGACAAGGCAGAGACACGCAAGGAGAUGCUCCAGCGCAAGUACAGCGCCCUCAAGCCGUUUGUGAUCAUCUCGCUGUCCUACCUGCUCUUCACCACCACCGACGGCGCCGUGCGCAUGAUUGUGCUGCUGCACGCAUACAAGGCCGGCUUCAGCGCCUGGCAGGUUGCCAUCAUGUUCACCCUGUACGAGCUGGCGGGGGUGGUCACCAACCUGGCUGCGGGCAUGAUGGGCGCGCGCUGGGGCAUCAAGUGGACGCUGCUCAGCGGCCUCACGCUGCAGCUGGCGGGCAUUGGCAUGCUGUACGGCUGGCAGUCUUCAUGGAACACGCCCGCGGACCGGUGGAAGGGCAUCCUGUUCGUCACGUGCGCACAGCUGCUGUGCGGUGUGGCCAAGGACCUCACCAAGCUGGGCGGCAAGACCGUCACAAAGCUGGUGACACCCGAUGAGAAGCAGUCAAGUUUGUUCAAGCUGGUGUCCUUCAUUACCGGGAUGAAGAACUCGCUCAAGGGCAUCGGCUACUUCAUCGGCGCCGCCUGCGUGUCCUUCAACUAUUUCUUCGCGCUGUCGGUGCUCAUGGUGCUGAUCCUGCUGGCCAUGCCCUGGGCCGCGCUGGGGCUCAGCGAGCAGCUGGGCAGGGCGCGCAAGGAGAACCUGACGCUGGCCAAGAUCUUCAAGCAGCCGUACAACAUCAACGUGCUGAGCGUGUCGCGUUACUUCCUAUUUGGCAGCCGCGACAUGUGGUUCGAGGUGCCGCUGCCCUUCUUCCUGCGCAACACGGUGUACGGCCUGGGCUGGAGCCGUCCGCUCACGGGGCUGUUCCUGGCCGUGUGGAUCAUCGUGUACGGGCAGGUGCAGUCCUGGACGCCGCAGCUGGUGCUCCAGCCGCUCCGGCAGUCGCCCGCCAACAAGUAUGUUGCAGUGCUGUGGAACCUGCUGCUGGUGCUGUGCCCGCUGUUCAUGGGGCUCAUGCUGCAGACCACAGACAUCUUCACGAGCCGCAACCUGGGCGGCAUGACGGGCGUGAUGGUGGGCGGCCUUGGCGCCUUCUGCCUGCUGUUCGCCGUCAACAGCUCCAUCCACUCCUACCUCAUCGUGCGCUACGCCCAGGGCGACAAGGUGGCCAUGAACGUGGGCUUCUACUACUGCGCCAAUGCCAUGGGCCGACUCACGGGCACGCUCGUGAGUGGUGCGCUGUACUCGUAUGCGGGAGACACCGUCGUGCAGGGCUUUGCGGCGUGCUUCUGGGCCAGCGUGGGGUUCGCACUGCUGUCGGCGCUGGUGGAGAUGUUCGUGCACGACAACAGCGGCGGCCUGCUGUGCGGGCCCUGCUUCACCUUUGUCAAGCCGCCGCCGGACGCAGCCGACGGCAAGCCCCUUGAGGUCGAGAUGGAGUAGAGGAGUGUCAUACUUGGCGUUUUGUUGUGGUUGUCGAAAGCCCCGGGAACGCCUCGCUGAAGGC
Molecule: messenger RNA, 2118 nt
Organism: Chlamydomonas reinhardtii
Lineage: Eukaryota; Viridiplantae; Chlorophyta; Chlorophyceae; Chlamydomonadales; Chlamydomonadaceae
Exons: 15
Coding region: 189-2054 (621 amino acids)
Source: RefSeq, a predicted model, not a curated record